UCCUGUCUCCACUGAGAACCCGGCUCUACAAGCCGCACUGAGGUCUCUCUCUGCGUGAGGCUUUCCCCUUUGGGGUCCCACAGGAUGCCGCAGGACGUGACCUAUGCCGACCUGAGGUUCACCCAGAGCCGCCCAGAAGGGACACGUCUGGAGGACCUCACCUAUGAGAACGUCCAAGCGUCCAGGCGCCAGGACCAGAAGGCAGGGGCCAAGCGUCCGGCCUGGUUUGCAGCUCUGGGAUUUGCAGGAGCCGCCCUCGUCCUCCUGGCUGCCCUCAUAGGCCUUGGCGUCCACUACCGGCGGAUCCAGAAAACCUCAGAGGAAGAGAAGGUCCAGCUGUCCGAGCGGCUUAGAGAGGAGGAAGAGAGGGUGCAGGCAGUGCAGACGCAGCUCAAUUGGGCCAAACGGGAACUGAACCGCAUCAGGGAUACUUUGACGGAAAGCCAACAUCAGGCAACGGUAGCCCUGGGUGUCCUGGAGAUGCAGAGCCUCAGGAGGGAAGAGGCGCUCAACGCCAGCUGGGCCCAGGUCGCCAAAGACUGGUGCCCCGAGGACUGGGUUCUGUACCAUGGAAAGUGCCUCCUCUUCUCCACAGGAAGGAAAAAAUGGGCAGAAUGCAAUGCGGCCUGUGAAGCUCAGUCGUCCCGCCUCCUCAUCACCCGAUCUUGGAAGCCGGAUUGGAUUGAGGGGCUCCUGGGACACAGUUAUCAUUGGAUUGGACUGAGAACAACACAGGCAGAAAAGACAAGGUCCUGGAUUUGGACUUGGGUUGAUGGCUCAGAGUAUGAAGGGAAGGAGCUUGCAAGUUAUGAUACUUGUGCCUACCUCAACAACGGUGAACCAAAGCCCUACGGUUGCACCUAUCCCUUGGCUUACAUUUGUGAGAAGAUAAAGAGCACACAGUGAGCCCCACUUCAGGGCCGAGGGGUCAGAAGGCAGCCCCUUUGCCCACCCCACCCUCCCCAGAGGUCCCUCCACAGUUUCGAAGGCACCGACCCUCCGAUCACUCUGCAAAAUCCCCGGUGUUUCAGCCGGAGAGAAGAAAUGUUGAGCUGAUGCUUCAACAGACAGGCAAGAUCCUUGCAUGGCCAGCUUGGAGUUUGCAAGCGUGCCCAAAGGAAUCUCAGGCAACGCUGGUGGCGCGGCUUCCCCACAGAAUGGCCAUCAAGCACUCUGGAUCUGCAGGAUCUGGGAGGGGUCCAAGGAAGGAAGACCCAACUGGCCAAAGGCCUGGAAGCCAUGAAUCAUCCCUCUGAGGAGCGGCUGCAGAAGAGAAGGCUGAGAAAAGGAG
Molecule: messenger RNA, 1291 nt
Organism: Anolis sagrei ordinatus
Lineage: Eukaryota; Metazoa; Chordata; Lepidosauria; Squamata; Anolidae
Source: RefSeq, a predicted model, not a curated record